AUGCUGCAUAUUGUCGAUUGUAUUGAUGUCAGAUAUGACACACUUAGGUCACUCGCGGAGGAAAAAGUGAGAGCGCCAAAACUCAGCGAAGUGAGAGCACCAAAACUCAGCGAAGCAAUCCACGCCGUGGACCAUUUAAUUGAACUCGAACCGGAGGAAUUUGAAUUACUAUUGCUGAAGGCACACUUGCAUAGUUACAAUGAGGAACAUGAAUUGGCUAAGGAAGGAUUUGAACUCACUAUGAAGCAAGAUCCGUUGAAUGCUAAAGCUUAUAGUGGUCUUUUGAUGGAAAAUUUGGAAUUGAAGGAGCCAAUGGAGGGAUUUUUCAAUAGGGUUGAUGAAGCGGUGAAGUUUUUCGAGGAGAAAAAAAUGGACUCAGAAGCUAGAGAAUUUAAGCUUUUGAUUGCUCAGGUGAAAGUCAUGGAAGAGGAUUAUUCAGGGUGUAUAAGGAAAUUGUCAAAGAAGAACCGAGUGAUUUUAGACCUUAUUUGUGUCGAGGCCUUGUUUAUCCUCUGCUUAGAAAGAAUGAUGAAGCUGAGAAACAGUUUGAGAAUAUAG
Vicia faba (fava bean) is the source of this 558-nucleotide messenger RNA. NCBI's taxonomy places the organism in Eukaryota, Viridiplantae, Streptophyta, Magnoliopsida, Fabales, Fabaceae. The record is from the annotation of a GenBank genome assembly.